AUGGUGUGCAAAAAAUGUGAAAAGAAACUUGGCACAGUUAUCACUCCUGAUACAUGGAAGGAUGGUGCACGGAACACCACAGGAAGUGGUGGGAGGAAGCUGAAUGAAAACAAAGCUUUGACUUCAAAGAAAGCAAGGUUUGAUCCAUAUGGAAAGAAUAAGUUCUCCACUUGCAGAAUUUGUAAAAGUUCUGUACACCAGCCAGGUUCUUAUUACUGUCAAGGCUGUGCCUACAAAAAAGGCAUCUGUGCAAUGUGUGGCAAAAAGGUUUUGGAUACCAAAAACUACAAACAGACUUCUGUCUAGAUGUUCUGGUGAACUCUGGCUUUCUAUGGUUGUACUCUCUGCUUUGACUUUUCAAGGUAUAAUGUGGAUGGUCCGUCUUAUGAAAUAAUCUGUUUCAAGAUAAAUGAUUCAGUCUAAAGCAGGGAUGUUGAUCAAUAUCCCUUCAUUUGCUCUCAUGAAGCUCUGAACAGCAAUGAUAUAACCAGUUGUCUGCAUUAAGUGGUUAUUUUCCUUGUGAGCAUUUU
Molecule: messenger RNA, 530 nt
Organism: Peromyscus eremicus (cactus mouse)
Lineage: Eukaryota; Metazoa; Chordata; Mammalia; Rodentia; Cricetidae
Product: cysteine-rich PDZ-binding protein-like
Exons: 1
Coding region: 1-306 (101 amino acids)
Biological process (GO): cytoplasmic microtubule organization
Cellular component (GO): dendrite
Molecular function (GO): microtubule binding; PDZ domain binding
Source: RefSeq, a predicted model, not a curated record